AUGUUGACUGAACAUAAAGUAUUAAACGAAAUUAUGUUUACACAUACUCAAGCCGGCGCCUUUUUAACGUCGAUAGCAAGUCAAUAUACUCGAAGCAUAUUCCUCAUCGUUUUAUGCCUAUUUUGCCCUUUAGAUGAAGCGAGAUGGAUAGCUUUUUUUCGAGUUCAUAAGCAGCAGAAGCAGCAGCAGCAGCAGCAAAUACAGAAAAUCAGUGUUUUGUUUGAAAAACCCUAA
This is a messenger RNA of Clunio marinus, 234 nucleotides long. The record is from the annotation of a GenBank genome assembly. Lineage: Eukaryota; Metazoa; Arthropoda; Insecta; Diptera; Chironomidae.